Micromonas pusilla CCMP1545 is the source of this 2470-nucleotide messenger RNA. RefSeq lists its product as uncharacterized. The record is from RefSeq and is a predicted model, not a curated record. Gene Ontology annotation, biological process: peptidyl-arginine methylation. NCBI's taxonomy places the organism in Eukaryota, Viridiplantae, Chlorophyta, Mamiellophyceae, Mamiellales, Mamiellaceae. The transcript has a single exon. Gene Ontology annotation, molecular function: protein-arginine N-methyltransferase activity; protein binding. The annotation marks the transcript as partial.
AUGUUCGCGGCCGAUCCGUCGUUCAAAAAACGCUCGAUCGCGACGUUGAACGCGGAAGCCGUCGCGCACUUGAAAGCCGGGGAUGACCUUCGAUGCGUCGCCGCGUUCGCGAAAGUGUUCCGAAAGACGCGCGACAACCACCUGACGCACAAGGACCUCGGGAUCUGCCACUCGAACCGCGCGGCGAGUUACCUCAACCUCGGUCUCUUCGAGGAGGCGCUCUGGGACGCGAGAAAGGCGCAGAUCCUCGCGGAGGAAAAAUUCCGUCGAGAACGCGGAGACCCGUCCUCGGACGCGCCGCGCGUGUACAUGAAAGCCUUCGCGCGCGUCGGGUUCGCGCACAUGGGGCUCAAAGAACCGCGCCUCGCGAAGAUCGCGUUCGAGAACGGCCUGAAGAUGGACAACGGCAACGUCGAACUCAAGCGUGGGCUCGAGGAAGCGUCCGACGCGAUACUGCGCGACCUCCUUCACGGCCGCGGCACGGAGACGCUCGCGCUGCCCGCGUCCACGCACGUCGGCGGAAAGAUCGGUAACCUCCCGCACGCGGCGCCGCUGCAUCACAUCCAUCCGCGGGAUAUGCUCCCGGUGAAGCUCCUGACGCCGUUCCAGGCGGAGAACGACUACCACCUCAAGGACACGUACAACUACAUGACCGUCCAGGCGGACAUCCGCCUCCCGAAGCGCCACUUCGCGUACCUCGAGGACGUCGCGCGAAGGACGAAGUACGCCGCCGCGGUGAAAGCCGCGGUCGCGAGGCUCCACGCGGACGCGAGAGACGUCCGCGUCUUGAACCUCGGCUGCGGCGCCGGUUUACUCGCGAUGGAGGCGCUGCGGGCGGGCGCGCACCACGUCGUCGCGACGGACCGGUGGCUCUACCACGCCACCGCGGCGAAGGAAAACCUUCUCAACAACGGCUUCAGCGACGAUCAGGUCAAGGUGGUGUACAAGCGGCCGACCGAUCUCGCGAUGCUCAGGGACGUCCCGAUCUCGUGUAACUUGAUCGUGAACGACAUCAUCGACGACGGGCUACUCGCCAGCGGGAUCAUCCCGGCGUUUCGACACGCGGUGAACAGUCUGUGCCUCCCGGACGCGAUCCUGCUUCCGUCGUCCGCGACGAUGUACGCGAUGCCGGUGGAAAUGCGCGUCGACGACGUGUGCGGCAUAGACGUCAGCGCGAUGAACCAGUACCGGUGGUCGCCGACGUACACGUCCGCGGUGGCGCCGGGGGAGAACGCGUGGAUCCCGCUCGCGCCGCCCGUGGAGGUGUGGACGUUUGACUUCCAAAACCCGCCCGAGGAGAGCGAGCAACGCAGGGUCGACCUCGCGUUCGAGCGCGAGGGGAAGUUCAACGCGGUGGUGUUUUGGUACACGCUGCAUUUGAUCGACGACAUCACGAUCACGACCGCGCCCGUGGGGUUCGGCCCGAACGAAGGCGGGUUCAACUUUACCAAUCGCCGCGGCUUCGACGACGACGACGACGGCGACGACGACGACGACGCGGACGACGCGCGCGCGCACACAGAACGCCGCCCGACGUCCAUGCACCCGAGCGCGCAGUACCUCCCCGGCGAAAUCAAAGUCGCCGAAGGCGACGUCGUCCCGCUGACGUGCGCGCACAACACCGUGGGCGUGCAAUUCCGAGUCGACGACGCGGAAUACAUCCACGUGCACAAAAACGACGCGAGCUUCCCGCAGUAUCACUUCGCGGCGUUGAAGGACACGCGACGAGCGGAGGCGUACGACGCCGCGAUCGCGAGGCAGAUCGCGAAGAUCAACGAGAGAGACCCGAGAAACGGCGCGCACGUGUUGGACGUCGGCGCGGGGAGCGGGCUGCUGUCCAUGAUGGCCGCGAGGGCGGGCGCGGAGAGCGUGCUCGCGUGCGAAUGGCACGGCGCGCUCGCGACGUGCGCGCGUCGAAACGUCGCCGCGAAUAAGAUGAGCUCGCAGGUCACCGUCGCGCACGCGGACGUCGCGAAGCUCUCGAGAGGGCACAAGGGCGCACGGCACGAGGGGUACAACAUGGUCGUCGUGGACAUGUUCGACGCCGGGCUCACGGGCGAGCACGUGAUGUGGAUGCUCGCCAACGCGCGUAAAAACGUGGUGACGCCCGAGCACGUCGUCGUGCCGGCCGCGGCGACGAUGUACUGCAUGGGCGUGGAGGCGUACACGUCCGAGGUGUGCGGGUUCGACAUGUCCGCGUUUAACAAGUACCGGUGGGACAAGACGUACGAGACCGUGAGGAUCGGGGACGUUCCGCAUCGGGCGCUGACCAAGCCUAAGAAGGCGUUUGAGUUUUUUUUCGACGGGUCGCAGACGCGCGGGAAAGGCCGCGAGUCCGUGCUCAGGAUGGAGACGAUCGCGAGCGGGUACAUGAACGCGAUCGUGGUCUGGUUCGACCUGCACAUGGACGAGCACGAGACGAUCACGACCGCGCCGUUCGGGAUCGGAAAAGGCGGCGCGCUGAUCGAAG